AUGCCCAACCCCAGGCCAGCCAAGCCCUUGGCCCCUUCCUUGGUACUCAGCCCAUCCCCAGGAGCCUCGCCCGGCUGGAGGGCUGCACCCAAGGCCUCAGACCAGCUGGGAGCCAAGGGCCCGGGGACAACCUUCCAGGGCCGGGACCUCCGAGGUGGGGCUCACGCCUCCUCUUCCUCCUUGAACCCCAUGCCACCAUCGCAGCUGCAGCUGCCCACAGUGCCCCUCGUCAUGGUGGCACCCUCUGGAGCACGGCUGGGUCCCUCGCCCCACUUGCAGGCACUCCUCCAGGACAGGCCACACUUUGUGCACCAGCUCUCAACGGUGGAUGCCCAUGCCCGGACCCCUGUGCUGCAGGUGCGCCCACUGGACAGCCCAGCUAUGAUCAGCCUCCCGCCACCCACUGCUGCUACGGGGGUCUUCUCCCUCAAGGCCCGGCCCGGCCUGCCACCUGGGAUCAACGUGGCCAGCCUGGAAUGGGUGUCCAGGGAGCCAGCACUGCUCUGCACCUUCCCAAGCCCCGGUGUGCCCAGGAAGGACAGCACCCUUUCAACCAUGCCCCAGGGCUCCUACUCACUGCUAGCAAAUGGUGUCUGCAAGUGGCCCGGAUGUGAGAAGGUCUUCGAGGAGCCAGAGGACUUCCUCAAGCACUGCCAGGCAGACCAUCUCCUGGAUGAGAAGGGCAGGGCGCAGUGUCUCCUCCAGAGGGAGGUGGUGCAGUCUCUGGAGCAACAGCUGGUGCUGGAGAAGGAGAAGCUGGGUGCUAUGCAAGCCCACCUGGCUGGGAAGAUGGUCCCAACCAAGGCUCCAUCCACGGCAUCAUCCGACAAGGGCUCCUGCUGUAUCGUAGCCACUGGCACCCCGGGCACCACUGUCCCAGCCUGGCCGGGUCCCCAAGAGGCCCCUGAAGGCCUGUUUGCUGUGCGGAGGCACCUCUGGGGCAGCCAUGCAAACAGCACGAUCCCAGAGUUCUUCCACAACAUGGACUACUUCAAGUUCCACAACAUGCGGCCCCCUUUCACCUAUGCCACCCUCAUCCGCUGGGCCAUCCUGGAGGCUCCCGAGAAGCAGCGGACACUCAACGAGAUCUAUCACUGGUUCACACGCAUGUUCGCCUUCUUCAGAAACCACCCUGCCACCUGGAAGAACGCCAUCCGCCACAACCUGAGCCUGCACAAGUGCUUCGUGCGCGUGGAGAGCGAGAAGGGGGCCGUGUGGACCGUGGAUGAGUUUGAGUUCCGCAAGAAGAGGAGCCAGAGGCCCAGCAGGUGUUCCAACCCCACACCCGGCUCCUGA
Eubalaena glacialis (North Atlantic right whale) is the source of this 1296-nucleotide messenger RNA. It is a transcript of the gene FOXP3, whose product is annotated as forkhead box P3. Gene Ontology annotation, cellular component: nucleus. The transcript has 11 exons. Gene Ontology annotation, biological process: regulation of transcription by RNA polymerase II. The coding region runs from base 1 to 1296 and encodes 431 amino acids. The record is from RefSeq and is a predicted model, not a curated record. Gene Ontology annotation, molecular function: DNA-binding transcription repressor activity, RNA polymerase II-specific; RNA polymerase II cis-regulatory region sequence-specific DNA binding. NCBI's taxonomy places the organism in Eukaryota, Metazoa, Chordata, Mammalia, Artiodactyla, Balaenidae.